UGCUAUGUGGAUAUUUGUUAGCAAUGACUGAUGUGGAAUCUAUAUAUGCAGACUUUAUUGCAUCAGGAAGAACAGGUAGAAGAAAUGCAGUACAUGAACUCCUUGUGUCCUCUCCAGAUGGGAACUCUAGUGAAUUAGCCUUAAAGUUGUCAGAGCUUGAUAUAAACAAAGCAGAAGGAGAAGGAGAUGCACAACGAAAUCCAAGUGAGCAAACCGGAGAGGCCCAAGGGGAGGCAGCAAAGCAAGAAAGCUGACAUCCGACUUUGACCGACUGGAGCAGCUGCUGGAUGUUUUCAGACUACGAGAGCAUACUGGAAUAAAUUUGUUUCCAUGAGCAAGCUGGUAGAAAAGAAAGUGCAUGUGUCUUCACUGCUGGAACCCACUCAGCACAAUGCUAAAAAUGAGGGUACAAGCUGUGGCAGAAGACAGAAUUUUCUCUACCUCUGUCAUUAGCAAUGGUUGAACAUGUAUUGAUUUUUUGGGAUAGUGUCAUCAGAUGGAUCCCUUCAUAAUGACUACUUGAUGGGAACACUUUUAAAAAGUAGAACAGGUAAAUCUUGUAGCAAAUGGCCUUUGAAACAUCAGAGGAUCUAAUUGUGUAUCUUAAGCAAAGGCUUGUGUGAUCCUCAGAGUUUAAAAUUCUCUGGCCAAAGUGUUCACCCAUUAAAAGAACUGUAAAGAAAGCACUGUUUUUAGAAUUUUACGUCUGUUUUACAGCUCUGUUAUUUACAAUGGUUUUUGUAUUGUACAACUUAGAUGCUCCACACUGCCCCUUCUCAACUGCUUAUGAAGAAUAUUUCUGUUACUGUGAAUUUUUCUACCACGCGUUUUGAAAGGGCUGGUUUUUUUCAUAAUGUGGUGAUAUGCACAUGAUAGAUUUAAAACGUCAACUGCUAAAUUGAAUAUGCCUAAAUCUAAAUGACUCAGCAACACUCUUAAUUUGUUACUAGAUGAGCCUUCAAAACGAUUUGUUAAUGUGAAUACUUCAGCGUGUUUUGUGUCCUUGGUACAGUUUUGCCACUUGCCUGUAGUUAGUUGCAUAUCGGAGACUCAAAUUGAAUCUUUUGUGUUUUUCUUCCCCAUUUUUCUAAUUUUACUCCCAAUUUCUUAAUCUUUCUCCAAGAUAUUUUUUUAAAUGUUAGUCCAAGUAUUUUAUUGUUAU
Opisthocomus hoazin is the source of this 1162-nucleotide messenger RNA. NCBI's taxonomy places the organism in Eukaryota, Metazoa, Chordata, Aves, Opisthocomiformes, Opisthocomidae. The record is from RefSeq and is a predicted model, not a curated record.